CGAAAUUGGGAGAAUGUCAAUAUUAUGAAAGAGGUCAAAUGAAAGAUUAUAACGGGACAAUAUGGGUUAAUUCGGACCUAAAUAAGAGAAUAGAGAGAACGAAGAAAUCCAGAGAAUGACAUUCCUGGAUAAAUCAACCAGCUCCAUCCUGCCAUACACCUGUGUCUAUAUAGAUGCUGAGUUCAAGGACAUCUUUGGAGCAGCCUCUCGAUGUCUGACAUGCUGUGGAGACAGAGAGCAGGUCAUUCAGGAUCUGAAGCAGAUGUGGACAACAUCGACUAAUCAGAAUCAUGUCCUACCUUGUCUGUCAGUCAGGACCGGUCUAGACCUGUUCCUGCAGGUCAAAAAUUAUCCACCAGGCUCGGAGGUCAUCAUGUCAGCCAUUAACAUUCCUGAUAUGGUGUACAUUGUUAAACACCAUGGACUAAAGGUUGUUCCCUGGGAUGUUGAUAUAGAAAGAACAAGUCCAAAAAUAGAUCAACUGAAGCACCUCAUUUCCACAAAGACAGUAGCCAUAUUAGUGGCCCAUAUAUAUGGGAAGCAGGUAGAAAUGGACAGUAUUAUAGACGUUGCUCAGGAUCAGAAUGUUGUUGUGAUAGAAGAUUGUGCCGAGUGUUUCUGUGGUUUUGAUUGGUUAGGAAAUCCCAGAUCAGACUUGGCCCUCUUUAGUUUUGGUGUAAUUAAACCUUCAACAGCUUUUGGAGGUGCAAUAGCAAAAAUUCGUGAUCAAGAUUUAUAUGAUAAAAUGUCCAGACAUUAUUCUAAAUAUCCUGUGCAAAAGCAUGGGGAAUAUUUUAAGAAAUUGACCAAGUAUUUUAUGGUUUAUUUGUUGUUGGACUGUCCCCAAGUGGUCAAACCUGCCAUGUGGCUAACCCGUACUCUAAAUAUAGACCACAAACGGUAUGUUAUAAAAAUGUUACGAGGAUUCCCAAGUGAUAUGGUUCAUCGCAUCCGACAACAGCCGUCCAGUGCCCUGUUACAAACUCUUCGACAUAGACUGAAAAACUUCAAGCCCACAGAGUUCAAGUCAACCAGUAUAAAGGGGGACUAUGUCAGAGAGCGCCUCCCAGAAUGUGUGACAAUUGUAGGAGCAGAGAGCACCGUCAACAACUAUUGGCUCUACCCUAUAUUGGUGGAAAAUCCAGAUACUGUGGUUAAGAUAUUAAAUGCCAUGGGGAUUGAUGCCUACCGUGGUGCCACUCAGUUGAACAUUAUUGAACCAGAGAAAUGGAAUUCACACCUGGACUAUUUUGCUCCGCUGAUCCACUAUUAUCCUCAUGAGGCUCGUUAUCUCAUUGACCAUGUCGUGUACCUUCCAGUCAACAAAUCUGUGCCGUUCCAUGUGCUUGACCAGAUCUGUAAAGGGCUUGAAGUGGCUAUUAAAAUCAGCAAGAAUGGCCGAAGUCUCAGUGUAAGGCCUCAUUCCAAACUUGUUGAAGACAUAACAGGAAAGGCCUUUAAGAAGAUAAAGAUCGGAACCACUGACGACACAGGUGCUCACCGUCUGAACCGCCUCUAUUGUAUGGCCUUUUUUAUUGCACUCACCCUCUUUUCUAGCGCUGAACAGUUUGUCGGAGAACCAAUCUCUUGCUGGUGCCCUGCUCAAUUCAAAAAGUUCCAUGUAUCAUACGCUAAUGCCUAUUGCUGGAUCAAAAACACUUACCUUGUACCAUUCGAGGAGUCACUUCCGGUGGACCACAGGGAGCGAGAGGACCAGGAGAUCAUGUAUUACCAGUGGGUCCCCAUCAUCUUUGCCUUGCAAGCUUUCCUAUUUUUUCUUCCAAGAAUGUUUUGGAAACACUGGAACGGAUAUUCUGGGUUCGAUCUAAAGAAGGUUCUUAGGAUAGCGGAGGGAGCCUCUUACGAUAGUCCGGAAGAAAGAAAAGACAAGAUUGGACAGUUGGCUGAAUUCAUUGACAGAUGGAUAGAUAUAAGAGAUUGUAUUAUGGGUAAAACGAAAACUUCAAGGCGGAUAAAGGAAACAAUGGCAUCUGCGGGAAUACACAAGGGGAAUUUUAUGACGGUGUUUUAUCUUUUUACCGGCUUCCUAUAUUUUGCAAAUACACUUGGACAGUUUUUCCUUUUGGAACUUUUAUUGGGAAAUAAUUUUUUUCAUAUCGGUCCGGAUUUUCUCAUGUUGAUGUUUCAGGGUAAAAAGUGGAAAGAUUUGGAACGCUUCCCGUUGGUGACAUAUUGUGACUUCGACAUUAGACAGUUGUCUAAUCUACAACGCUGGACUGUCCAGUGUUCGCUUCCAAUUAAUUUGUUUAAUGAGAAACUCUUUGUCAUCACCUGGUUUCUUCUCGUUGGAAUGACUUUCAUCAAUGGAGGACACCUUAUCUGGAACGUAGUCACAUUCUGUUUGCCAUGGAGGCAGCACCAGUAUAUAAUUAAAUAUCUGAAUAUAUCAGAGCCUAAGCAUUUCAACUCCAAAGGCGAAGCUAGACAAAGAGACCUCGUGGAUAAGUUUAUCAAGAAUUAUUUAAGGAAUGAUGGGAUAUUUGUGAUUUGGAUGGUGUCCGCCAACACUAGCCAAGUGCUAGCAUCAGAGCUGGUGGAAACAUUAUGGACAAAUUAUUGUGAGAAACCUUCGAUUAAAAGUUACAUGAAUCUCAAAGAUGAUGAGAUUCAGUGUUAAUUCGAUCCUUGCAUGUCGAAAACAAAACAUUUUUUAUACGUCUCGUCUUGUUUAACGUCUGAAAAUUGAAUUUCACUUAAAUUUUUAUCAUUUGAGAUGCACCUGUAUCUAUGCAUUCGUUAAUUCUCUUACAUUCACACAGGUAAAUUUGCAACUUUUAUGUUAAACAUUUCUGUAAAGGUAUGCUGUUAAAACAUUUUGUACUGAACGAUAAAACAUCUUGUACUGAACAUCUAUAAUCAUUAGUGAAUAUCGUAAACAAGUUUCACCUAUGAGUUUUCAUAUUUUCAUUUUAUUCUUUUCAGAAUUCGUGAGAAAUUGUCAUAGAAAGCAAUGUGUUCAUAUAGUAAAACAGUUACUGCAUUGUACUUGGUCAAAUCGAUCAUAAAGACACCCUCUAAGAACAAUAUUUAUACGUCAUCCAUCUGAUUCCGCGUCUCAAGUGCUAAAUGAUCUUAUUGACCUUGUACAUGUACAAGUCAAAUCAUUUUAUAAUGCUAAUGAAAGUGUGAACGUCCAGAUGUUAAACAAAAAUUGAAUCUACUUAAAACAAUUAGAAUUCCAAACAAGUGUUGCAGUUUUACCUGUUUAGCGAUUGACAAGGAUCUACUUGUGUACUGCAUAUAUUCAUGAAACGGGCCGUUGGUGUUGUUAGAUUUAAUCUGAUUUUUUGCUGUUUCAGAUUUGGUGCUUUAUAUAUGUACCCACAAAAGUGUCUGGUUGUUUACUUCAAUGUUUAACAGACCAUUGUUUAUUAACAUUUAUUUAUCUACGUAAAUACAGGUUUAGUGCUCAUAAAUUAAGUAGAUUUUUAUGCCCCCGCAUCGAAGAUUCGGGGGUAUAUAGUUUUUGCUCUGUCCGUCCAUCUGUCUGACUGUUUAUCUGUUUGUCUGCAAAAAACUUUAACAUUGCCCAUAACUUUUGAUUGGUUGGAGCUAUGGCUUUUAUAUUUCACAUGUGUAUUCCUUGUGACAAGACCUUUCUUUGAGUACCAUCAUAUUUGACCUUGACCUUGGAGUUUGACCCAGUUUUACAAAAUUUUACCCAACAUUAACCUUGAUCAUAACUUUUGAAUAAUUGGUGCUAGGGCUUUCAUAAUUCACAUGUGUAAUCCUUGUGACAAUACCUUCCUUUGGAUACCAACAAUUUUGACCCUUUGACCUUGAUCUUGGAGUUUUAUCUACUUUUGGUAAACUUUAAACUUGGCAAUAUCUUUUAAACGGUUGGUGCUUGGGCUUUCAUAUUUCACUUGUGUAUUUCUUGUGAAAAGGCCUUUCCUUGAGCACCAUUUGACCUUGAUGUUUGACUUACUUUUGAAAAUUUUUAACCUUUUCCAUAUCUUUUCAAUGGCUGCUGCUAGGGCUUUCAUAUUUCACAGGUAUAUUUUUCUCGGGACUAUACCUUACUUUGGAUACCAACAAAUUUGAUUUGCAUUUUAAAAAGUUUAACCUUUGCUUUAAGUUGCCAUACGUGGGCAUCAGUGUUUCACAAACACAUCUUGUUUUAAAUUAAUUCUAUUUGUUUUUAUAUCACAAAGAUUUCAAGAAUUGUCAAAUGAGAAUUCCUUAUCGGUUUAAUACUAUUCACCAAAUUAUCAUGAUAAAAAAAAGAGAUAGUCAAUAUUUUUAUGCAAUUGUUUUAGUUUCUAAGCAUCGUUUUAAAUUCCUGGUUUGAAGACAAACAUUUUAUAAUCAUUUUAAAUAUCAUGAUAUAAAUUUGAAUUUACUGUAUCUAAGUAAAUUUAAAAAAAAUUACAACAUGAUAAUUACCGGUGCUGUUUUUGUAAAGUCCAGUGUGGGAUAUAUGUAGCAAUAAGUAUAAAUUUUAUUCUCACAGAUAUAUGUUGUCUUGUUUAAUUUUGUGAUAUACUCUCAGAGUUUUUUAAAGUCAGAUUCAUAAGCCUUUGAAUAUAUGUUAAUGUCACUGGUGAGAUAGCUUUUUUGUGCAUAUUGUAGUUAACAUCCAAAAUGAAUAAAAAAAAU
Saccostrea echinata is the source of this 4620-nucleotide messenger RNA. RefSeq lists its product as uncharacterized. NCBI's taxonomy places the organism in Eukaryota, Metazoa, Mollusca, Bivalvia, Ostreida, Ostreidae. The transcript is spliced from 6 exons. The record is from RefSeq and is a predicted model, not a curated record. The coding region runs from base 116 to 2638 and encodes 840 amino acids.